Messenger RNA from Apiotrichum porosum, 741 nucleotides. RefSeq lists its product as uncharacterized. Lineage: Eukaryota; Fungi; Basidiomycota; Tremellomycetes; Trichosporonales; Trichosporonaceae. The coding region runs from base 1 to 741 and encodes 246 amino acids. Gene Ontology annotation, molecular function: NADH dehydrogenase activity. The record is from RefSeq and is a predicted model, not a curated record. The transcript has 3 exons.
AUGUCGGCUCUCCGCACCGCCCUCCGCCCCGCCGCGCGCGCCGUCGGCCGCCGCACCAUCUCGUCGUCGAGCGCACGGAGGUCCGACAACCUCAUGGUGCACCGCGACUCGGCCCACAACAAUCCCUCGACCCCCUUCGAGUUCAACGCCGACUCGAAGAAGCAGAUUGAGAAGAUUGUCGCCCGCUACCCCGUCCAGUACAAGAAGGCCGCCGUCAUGCCCGUUCUCGACGUUGCCCAGCGCCAGAACGGCGGCUGGGUUUCGCUCACUGCCAUGAACGCCGUCGCCAAGCUCCUGGACAUGAACCCCAUGCGCGUGUACGAGGUCGCGUCCUUCUACACCAUGUACAACCGCGAGCCUGUUGCGCCCAACUUUGUCCAGCUCUGCACCACCACCCCGUGCAUGCUCGGCGGCUGCGGCUCGAACAAGAUCCUCGAGGCUAUCACCAACCACCUCGGUAUCACCCCCGGCCACUCGACCAAGGACGGCAAGUUUACCUUUAUCGAGGUCGAGUGCCUCGGCGCAUGCUCGAACGCGCCCAUGAUGCAGAUCGGCGACGAGUUCUACGAGGACCUCACCCCGGAGACCACCGUCAAGAUCCUGGACGCGCUCGCCAAGGGCGAGAAGCCCAAGCCCGGCCCCCAGUCUGGCAGGCACACGUCGGAGAACUCGGCUGGCCUGACAACACUGCUCGAAAAGCCCUAUGGCCCUGGCGAGCACUGCCUGCCCGAGUUCCAAUAG